AUGAUUCAUCGUGGCCUCUUGAUAACAGUAGCCUUCGUGGCGACGGUGUAUGUGGCGGUGGCUGACAGUGGAUAUGGUGGACGCGGAGGCGGAAGAGGAAACGGAGGUGGAUUCGGUGGAGGAAACGGAGGUGGAUUCGGAGGUGGAUUCGGUGGAGGAAACGGAGGUGGAAAUGGUGGUGCCGGAGGCUAUGGCGCUAAUGGCGGAGGCGGAGUGGGAGGAGGCAGCGUGGCUCCUGGAAUCCUCCUCGGAAGCGGAAGCCUCCCAAGUGCCGGUGGCUCAGGAGGUGCUGGCGGUUUCGGUGCGGGUAGUGGCGGUUUUGGCGGUGGAAAUAGCGGUUUUGGCGGAGGAAAUGGCGGAUUUGGUGGUGUGAGUGGCGGUUUCGGCGCAGGUAAUGGCGGUUUUGGCGGUGGAAAUGGAGGUUUUGGCGGUGGAGCUGUUGGCGUGAGUGGCGGUUUUGGCGGUGGCAAUGGUGGCAGCACUGGUGGCAGUUAUGGAAAGAAAUAA
Molecule: messenger RNA, 507 nt
Organism: Penaeus chinensis
Lineage: Eukaryota; Metazoa; Arthropoda; Malacostraca; Decapoda; Penaeidae
Product: acanthoscurrin-1-like
Exons: 3
Coding region: 1-507 (168 amino acids)
Source: RefSeq, a predicted model, not a curated record